CCGGUCGUCGGUCUCCGCGGGGAAUAAAACGGCGUCGUUGGCGUGCGCGCUAGUGUAGUGCGCGCGGGCACCACACCGGCCCGGCGGCAGUCGUAAACGAGCAUGUACCGUCCGACACGAUCAGUCUGCGUUCGCGCACCGCAUCGAAUAGUUCGUCGCCGUCGCGCCAUGUACACGGCGUCCUCGCUACUGCUACCGUCGCAGCAGUCGUCGUCGUCGAAACCAAAAUUUAAUAAUAGCAGAAAAAACAUUUCCGCCGUCGGAUCGCCACUACUCUGACACAACUAUACAAACGAUAACGACAAUAUUAUAAUACGCCACUUCUGUCGUGAUAGUUUUUUUUCCACGUGAUUUAUUUAUCGAUACUCUCGCUCGUCGCGGUUAAGUGUUAAUUAAUUUUUUUUAUCAUAUUCUUUCGUUUUUUUUUUUUUGACAUGGUCGUCGGCUCCGCACAGGCCGUUUUCUAGCGUAUGCAUUCGGUCGACGAGUGACCACCGCUGCCGCCCCGCCGACGCCGCGAGAAUGUGCGUGUUAUUCGCUAUUCUCUUAGUUAUACCGAUGUGGCACUCGGUGUGCGGACAAUACCAUCACAUCAACGCGUCGUCCGGUCCGCAGUUCAACUAUGACGCGCCAGAAGACUGCGCGUGGAAGGUCCGCGAUGGUCAUGGCGACGAGGUGCUACUGGCGUGUACGCUUCGGACAAUCAACAGCGAGAUGGACACCACGAAUUUCUCGGCCAUCCCGUCCGAGCACACUGUCUCGUUGCUCAUAUCCUGUGACCCCGCGGUUACAACCCUUAGCUCGAUGGAGAACCAGAGUUUUGCCCACCUCGUGCGGCUCCGCGAGCUUGAGUUGGAUGGGUGUAAGCUGGCCCGAUGGCCUGCCGCCACACUUGCGGGUCUCACAGACCUUCGAAAUCUAACUAUCAGGACGGGCAUGUCCGAUUGGCCGAACUCCGGCAUGACCGUUGAAAUAGCAACGGGUAGUUUCACGCAUGCCAGCCGCCUUGAACGGUUGGAUCUGAGCACUAACAACAUGGUCGCACUGCCCGAGAACGCGUUCUGUCAUCUACCCAGCCUGGUGCUACUAAACCUGAGCAGGAACCGCAUACAAGACGUUGCCGACUUGGGAUUCGGGGAACGCGCUCCACCGCCACCGCCACAGCCGCUUAUCAGCGGCCGCGAUGAGGUGUACGAUGCGAACCCAUACCUGAGAAAACCCGCGUCCAGUCAGUGUCCACUGGAUGUCCAGUCCGUCGACGUAUCAUGGAAUCGCAUUGCCGUAAUACCGUCAAAUGGUUUUAGCUCAUUGCGUCGGCUCACUGAGCUACGGCUUACCGGUAACGAGAUAUCAGUGGUCAAUGAUAGGCCGCUUGGCGGGCUUACAGGUCUGGAGAUUCUCGACAUAUCUUGCAAUAAUAUCGUCUCGUUGCCCAUCGACAUGUUCAAAGACGUAGCUGAUAGUAUUAAGCAAAUCUACCUGCAAGAUAACUCAAUUGGCAAUUUGUCUCCAGGUCUAUUUGUCAACCUGUACCAAUUGACUUCGCUGGAUCUAUCAUCUAAUCAGCUUACGAGCACUUGGAUAGACGCCAGUACAUUUACGGGGCUUAUUAGACUAGUUGCGUUGAACUUAUCCAAUAACAAAAUAUCCAAACUCGAUCCAACGAUUUUCCACGAUCUAUACACGCUACAGAUAUUAAAUUUGGGUGGUAAUAUAAUCGAUUCGAUACCAAAUGACGCAUUCAUACCGCUUCGAAAUCUCGACACGUUAGUGCUGUCUAACAAUAAAAUUGUUGAUAUCAGUCCAUUGGCUCUGAACGGCCUUUACGCGUUGACUCUGCUCUCGUUGGAUGGAAAUAAACUAACAGACGUGCACGAGGACUGCUUUAAGAAUUGCACCACAUUAAGAGAAUUAAACCUCAGUGGGAACGUUUUAAAAACUAUACCUUCAGCUUUGAGAGAAAUGAGAAUGCUGAAGAACGUAGACCUGGGAGAGAAUAAAAUAGAAUUCAUAAACCCAGAUUCGUUUUAUGGUAUGUCAAACUUAAAUGGUCUGAGGUUGAUGGGAAAUCGAUUACGCAAUUUAACAUCUAACCUAUUCGACAAUCUGACUGCACUACAAAUAUUGAGCGUUGCACAUAAUCAGAUUGACUUUGUAGCUGCGGACGCAUUUCAAAACAUCUUAAACAUAGAAGCGAUCAGGUUGGAUGGCAAUCGUCUAUCGUCAAUAGAAGAUAUAGUUCGAAAUGUGUCAAGUCUGAAGUGGCUAAACGUGUCUGAUAACGUCCUAAGUGAUUUCGAUUAUGGUAUGUUACCGGAACGUCUUGAGUGGUUGGCCAUGCAUAAAAACUACCUGACCGAGUUGUCCAACAAAAAUAAUGUCACUGCCAAGAUACGUCAGCUGGACGUGAGGUACAACUACCUAACGUACAUCAGCCCAGCCUCAAUACCCGACAGCGUAGAGAUACUAUUAAUGAACAACAACCAGAUUAUGACCGUAGAGACAGGCACGUUCUUAAAAAAAACCAAUAUCUCACGGGUCGACAUGUAUGCAAAUCAGAUUGGCCAGUUGGAUAUAAACGCACUGCGCCUUGCACCCGUUCACUCGGACAAACCACUACCAGAGUUCUACAUUAGCGGCAACCCGUUCCAGUGUGAUUGCAAAAUGGAGUGGCUGCAACGUAUCAACUUGCUGGCUGGUCUACGCCAAUAUCCGAUGGUGAUGGAUAUAUCAUCAAUUUAUUGCAAGCUGCUGUACAAUCGAGAGAAUAAGUACGUGCCAUUAUCCGACAUCAACCAAGCGCAAUUUGUGUGCACGUAUAAGACUCACUGUUUCGCCGUAUGCCAGUGCUGUGAGUUUGACGCGUGUGACUGUGAGAUGACAUGCCCGGCAAACUGCACGUGUUACCAUGACCAACCGUGGUCGUCUAAUAUCGUUGACUGUUACUCGUCCAACUACACCCAGCUUCCUGCUAAAAUUCCUAUGGACGCCACCGAGGUCUACCUAGACGGAAACCUGUUCACGCAUCUAUCUAGCCAUGCUUUAUUGGGCCGCAAAAAUCUACGUAUACUGUUCGCCAAUAAUUCAGGCAUUCAGUCUGUGCGCAACGAUACAUUUACAGGGCUUAAACGGCUGGCCGUAUUGCAUCUGGAGGACAAUAAAAUCGAGAGGUUCGAUGGAUCCGAAUUCAAUACCGUUGAGAACCUUCGAGAACUAUACCUGCAGCACAAUUACAUCAGCUACAUCAGCAACAUGACGUUCGAACCGUUAAAGAGCUUGCAAGUGCUGAGGCUCGAUCACAACAGGCUGUACGACUAUGACUCCUGGAUAUUGUCGACCAAUUUACGCCUAACCAAGCUGUACCUUUCCAACAACCCGUGGUCUUGUGACUGUGAAUUUGUUCAGUCGUUUCGACAGUACAUUAAUGUAUCCGGUGACAAGAUCGUGGACUCGUCCGUCGUUACGUGUCAUUCUGACGACAACAGGGAUGUAAGUAUUCGGGACCAAAAUACCACUGAAUGUAGUUCGUUUUUUGGUUCCAUCGUAGAAAACCGUAUCGUCAGAGACGUAUUACCCACGGUAUUAACGGCUGUAUGUAUAAUUUUAGCUAUGGUGCUAAUCUUGUACCUUGUAGUCGUGUACAGAGAAGAGUGUCGUGCUUGGGUGUACUAUAAAUGCGGAUUCAGAAUAUGUCAUAAAACCGUACCAUUCGAAGAUGACAGGAUGUUCGAUGCGUACGUCACGUACAGUCUAAAAGAUGACGGUUUCGUUGCUCAGAUGCUAGCCCCCGGGCUAGAACAAGGCAAUCCUAGGUACAGGGUAGGACUACACUAUCGGGAUUUUAAUGUCAGCUCAUUUGUCGCUGAUACCAUCGUGGAAGCUAUCGAAUCAUCCAAGAGAACGAUUCUAGUCGUUUCUAAAAAUUUUGUGGAAUCUGAAUGGUGUCGAUUCGAAUUCAAAUCAGCACUGCACGAGGGUCUUAAAGAUAAAAAGGGACGGCUCAUCAUCGUUGCCCUUGGCGAAAUUCAGCCAAAGGACGUUGAUCCAGAACUCAGAGUUUAUAUGAAAAAUUCCAUCCAAGUGAACUGGGGUGAUCGAAUGUUCUGGGAAAAAUUAAAGUUCGCUAUGCCAGAUGUCAGCAAGUGCCAAAGUUUAAUGUCCCGGUCCAGAAACGGUGUUAACAUAUAUGCGACACCAUUGAGGACGUCCUAUUCAUUCGCUAGCCAGCCACCUAGGACUGCUUCAGUACAGUCUAGCAAGUAUUAUUUGUCGCCAGCGUAUGUGGAUUCUUCGCAGCAUCUUUGGGCGUGAUUUCCAAAAGUGUUUAUGCAAUGUCAAUGAAGAGGCCGCUCAAAACCAAAAAUUACAAAUAAAUCUUUUGAACAUGAUCCUUUUAAUAUAUAUAUAUAAAAAAAUUGUAUUUUCUACGUUCCCAUUAUUAUAUUAUAUAAAACAUUAUAACACAUUAUAUUAUAUUAUACCUAUACGUCUUUGUAUUUCGGUCGAUUAACUUAUAAUAAUUAUUAUUUUUUAUGUUUAGAAAUAUGAAUAUUUUAAUGUUAAUUUUAAGUUUUCCCGUUGGAUUUCUAGUCAAAAUUCUCGCGUACACACUUACUAUUAUAAUACUAAUGUCAUAAUAGGUACCUAUAUUGUAUAAUAUUUUAGUUCAGCCAUAUUAUUUUGUUAUCAUUAUCGUUAUCAUUAUUAUUAUUAUUAUUAUUAUUAUUACUGUGUACCUCAUACUACCGACACACUAGUAGCCAUCUCCUCUCGAAUGCGUUUAUUAUUCUCGAACAACUAUAGCCGGUCAACAUCAGGCCGGAUAGGUAGAGGAUAGAGAAAUUAUAUUGUUGUAAAUACGCGCGUGCGCGUGUGUUCGGCUGUACACUUGACGGAAUGUGAGUGACUAGGCGGCGAUGUGAGGGAAUAAUUUUCUUUUGUUUUACUUGAGCUCCAAACAAAACCCUUUCGUCCAUUUCCGCAUUGGGAAUUAAAAUGCGAAUUCCGCACAGAUAAUGUUCGCUCCAAUAUUUCUAUGAAAACGCAUACACAUAAUAUGGUCUAUUCGGCACACCGUUUAGCAGCAGCAAACCGAAACAAUAGCGAUAAUGAUAAUGAUAACGAUAAUAAUAAAUAAGUUCAUAGACGUGUGCGUCACCGCCCGCGCCAACUACACAUUACACCUACUGAACUUUAAUGUAUACUCCAGUGCUUCGUUUCUGUUGUUUUUGUCCACAUUUUUCCCCAUACGAAUUUCAGUUAGCAUAAAUAAUAAAAAUGGUAAUAUCUCUCAACAAUAUUUUAAUAAAAAUAACUCGAAUUUUUUUCAACACUGUCAUACAUAUUUUAUUAUUGCAAGAUAAUAAUAAUAUAUUAUAUUAUAAUGUUAUUAUACCUAUGAUACUGAUAUUAUUGUAAUAAGCGCAUUGGUUUCCGACUUUCUUUUUUACUUAACCAGGCGAUCUAGUCAUGUUAAAUACUUCAUUUUGUAUAAAUAUAUAACAUAAAUUAUAUAUUCUCAGCUGUGAUAAUAUAUUUAAUAUAAUUUUUAAUUUGUAUCGAUUUUUCGUGUAUAUUUUUUUGACCCCCGUGAAAUGUAUUGUGUAUCGUCAAGUUUAAUUAUAACCAAAUACAUUUUAUGUUAAGCCAACUUUGUCAAAUUUUUGUAUAGACAUUUUUUUUUAUUUUAUUAUUAUUAUUAUUAUUAAUUUAUUUAUUACUUUGUAUAUUUUGUCGUUAUUUAUCGUACAAUAUAAAAUAAAUGUUCAUUCAAACGUG
Rhopalosiphum padi (bird cherry-oat aphid) is the source of this 5778-nucleotide messenger RNA. RefSeq names its product toll-like receptor 6 (gene Toll-6). Gene Ontology annotation, biological process: signal transduction. The record is from RefSeq and is a predicted model, not a curated record. NCBI's taxonomy places the organism in Eukaryota, Metazoa, Arthropoda, Insecta, Hemiptera, Aphididae. Gene Ontology annotation, cellular component: extracellular matrix. Gene Ontology annotation, molecular function: protein binding. The transcript is spliced from 2 exons. Bases 523 to 4311 code for a protein of 1262 amino acids.